AUGGACCAACACGACACGGGCGAACAAGACACGGCCAAACAGCACGGCCAAACAAAGCCAUGGACAUGGACCCAACCAGCUUCGUACAACGGCGUCAGCUUUAUUGACGGACAUUCACUUCUCCAGAUUCUGGCCCGUCUUCGACACACAGCAUCACGCAGGCUACCAGAUCCAGUCAUGGACUUCGAUGAGGACUCCAACUCGAAGCGACCGUCUUUCAAAGAAGAAGAACACACCCUCCUGGUCGCCCGCAUGGUGCAAAGCAUCGAAGCGAGCAAGCAACCCAGCAGAGCGGACGCCUUUGUCGAAUUCUUCGACACCCUCAGCCUCGACACCACACCCAGGCCGGAAAGGAAAAGCGCUUCCGAAUCCGAACGUCAACAUCGCCCUGUCGAAGUCAAAAUGCCAGUCGUCGUGGCUUCUCAGAUGGAGAACUUCUCAUCCAAGCCGAGAGAGAAGAGAAAGUCGGAUGAAGAGAUGGCGGAGAAGAAGAAGCUCAAUGAAAUCCCAAGGGUGGGAGAGAAGAGAAAGCCGGAUCAAAAGAUGGCGGAGAAGAGGAAGCCCGACGAAAUACCAAGGGCGGAACUUAUUGCCGCGCAGAAGAAGCAGAAUCAGCAGAUUGUUCCCUCGUCAGUCUCCCAGCGUGGGUACGACAGUCGGACGCUUGGUGCUCAACACAACGAGAGCAAGCCAGAAGCAAAGGCGCAGCAGCGCGACACAGUGUCAGAUCCUGCAACUACUGCAGUAGCUUCUCAGUCAACGGACAUGGCUCUCCAGCAACCACAGCGCACACUCCCCCAACGCAGUGCGACUUUCCAACGGAAGGAUCCCCAAACCACCUCCCACCACUCCUCGGGCAGUCCUCGACUCCACCAUCUCCGUGGACCUCUUGGCCCGCCCUAUGCCCCUGUCAACUACCGCUCCUUUUCCCUUCCCAAUCACGCAUCACACGUUAUUGUAUCUCCCACCAACCUGCGAUCCUAUGACAAAAACAACGGGACCGUACCAUCCGUUGUCUCCGGCACUCUUGCUCCCUCUCCGGAGGCGCCAGUCGAUCCAUCUCAUAUCAACGUCGCCAAUGAGAUUCAGGAUGUCCCGCGCACUCUCUCUUAUUAUCCGCAGGCGCCAGUCGACCCAUAUCAUACCAACAUCGCCAGUAGCGAUCAGCAUACCCCGCGCUCCCUCUCUCCCUCUCUGCAGGCGCCAUUCAAUCCACCUCUAGCCAAUGCUGCCGGUCACGAUCAGCAUAUCCCGCACACUCUCACUCCCUCUCCGCAGGUACCAUGCGACCUAUUCCUUGCGUACUCAUCUCUUCCAACUCCCUCUCCGCAGAAGCCAUCCCUUUCAAACACCACCAGCAACGAUCAGCAAAGCCCGCGCGCUCUCUCUUCGCAGUGGCAAUUUCGUCCAAACAUCAGCAUCGGCUUCGAGAACCCGUUUGCCAAGCAGCAGCAGCAGCAGCAGCAGCAGCAACAAGCUGCCCUCGACCUGACCCGCAUUCACCAAAAGCGGAAAGAUGAGAUGGACGAAGACUCGAUCCCUCAUCAUCCUUCCGAAGAAGAAGCCGGCAAGAGUAGUCCUCAGAAAUCCGGCGCCGUGAUCACCGCCUUGACGGUCCAGCAAGAGGAACUCGUCGCCGAGCAGAAAGAAGAGAUGGACGCCUUGCACCCAGAAUCGAGCCUCCAGUAUCCCCUCAAAGAAGAAGAAGAAGAAGAAGAAGAAGAAGAAGAAGAAGCAGACAAGAGUAGUCCUUCCCGAAAGGCCGGCGUCAUAACCGGCGUCUUGGGCAAAGGUGUCAGCUACAUUACUCGCGCGGCGGUGACCGUGGCGGCGAAGUCCAACGAGAUCGCCUAUCGCGGCGACGAGCCGGAUGGAGUGGACAGAGGUCCCCGUGGUGGAGUGGAACCAUAG
This is a messenger RNA of Zymoseptoria tritici IPO323, 1911 nucleotides long. RefSeq lists its product as uncharacterized. The transcript has a single exon. The record is from RefSeq and is a predicted model, not a curated record. NCBI's taxonomy places the organism in Eukaryota, Fungi, Ascomycota, Dothideomycetes, Mycosphaerellales, Mycosphaerellaceae. The coding region runs from base 1 to 1911 and encodes 636 amino acids.